Messenger RNA from Boeremia exigua, 1077 nucleotides. RefSeq lists its product as uncharacterized. The transcript has 3 exons. NCBI's taxonomy places the organism in Eukaryota, Fungi, Ascomycota, Dothideomycetes, Pleosporales, Didymellaceae. Gene Ontology annotation, molecular function: polyubiquitin modification-dependent protein binding. Gene Ontology annotation, cellular component: proteasome regulatory particle, base subcomplex; cytosol; nucleus. Gene Ontology annotation, biological process: proteasome-mediated ubiquitin-dependent protein catabolic process. The record is from RefSeq and is a predicted model, not a curated record. Bases 45 to 929 code for a protein of 294 amino acids.
ACCUUGCCGCACCACCAGACAACUACCGCCAUACAACCGCCAAGAUGGUCUUAGAAGCUACUAUGAUUGUUGUGGACAACAGCGAAGCCAGCCGCAACGGCGAUUACGUACCUUCACGAUGGGAAGCCCAGUCCGACGCCGUGAACCUCAUCUUCUCGUCGAAAACGAAUGCGAAUCCUGAGUCAUCAGUAGGCCUUAUGAGCAUGGGAGGCAACCAGCCAGAGAUCCUCACAACUCUCACAACAGACAUUGGCAAGGUCCUAGAUGGGUUGCACAGGACGAAGAUAAAGGGCAGCUCGCACUUCGUCACUGGCAUCAACGUCGCAGCCUUGGCGCUCAAGCACAGGCAGAACAAGUCUCAGAAGCAGCGGAUAAUCAUCUUCAACUGCAGCCCCGUCGAGGAGGAUGAGAAGAGCCUGGUCAAGUUGGCGAAGAAGAUGAAGAAGACAAACAUCAGCAUCGACAUUGUUGCAUUCGGUGAGCUCAACGACGAGACACUGAAGAAGCUCCGGGCUUUCAAUGAGAACUCGCAGAGCGCAGAGGGCUCUCAUCUCGCGGAGGUACAACCUAGCGGCAACCUUCUCAGCGACUCGCUUGUCACAACGCCCAUUCUUGGUGGAGACGGUAGCUCCGGUGGCGCAGGCGCAGGGCCAUCUGGAGGCGAGGCUGGUGGCUCAGGCGGUAACGACUUCGAGUUCGGCGUGGACCCGUCAGUAGACCCAGAAUUGGCAUUAGCGCUGAGAAUGAGUUUCGAAGAGGAGAAGGCACGGCAAGAGAAGGACAAGAAGGCGAAGGAAGCAGCCGAAGGCAAGACAGAGCUCGAGGGUAUUGCAGAAGGCGAUGAGAAGCAGCCUCUGCUGGGUGACCAGGGAGAGGGUAGCAGCAGCAAAGACAAGAAGGACGACGAUGACAAGAUGGACACAGCAUGAUUGCCCAUCACACGUGUGCUUUGCAUUCAAAGGUUGGAUCUGUCCAGGCCGCAACAUGCUACACAGGCAUUCAUGGCGUCAGUCAUCUAGAUGAUACACUACAGCAGCUUGCAUGGAUCAAUGAGAUUACGAUAAUCAUUACAUUAUA